CCUACUGCGCCGCGUCGAAGUGCACUUACUUUUCUGAGAGCUUGCUUGGUGCCCGGUAAACUAAAUCGUGGAGGAAUCGGGGGGGGCUGAAUGUUGGUGGACCUCUCCAGUCCUCUCCCAUCUCUUCGUAUAAGCCGACAGAGUCCAGCGCCCAGACGGCAGUGGCCCGCAGUUGGUGCUCUGCCAGCGAAGUGGGAGCCAUGCCUGUCCCCGCUGGAUACCUCAGCGACUCCCCUGCCGCGGCCUUCGUAUCCUCGGCCUCGCUUAUCCCACCGCCUCCGAUAAACACCCAACAGCCUGGUGUUGUCACCUCGCUGCUGUACAGCGGUUCCAAGUUCAGGGGCCACCAGAAGAGCAAAGGAAACUCUUACGACGUGGAAGUUGUUUUGCAGCAUGUCACCAUGGAGGAUUCCUACUUGUGCGGCUACCUGAAGAUAAAAGGACUAACUGAGGAAUACCCAACUCUGACCACGUUCUUCGCUGGAGAGAUCAUCAGCAGGAAGCGGCCAUUUCUCACUCGGAAGUGGGACGCAGAUGAAGAUGUGGAUCGUAAGCACUGGGGCAAGUUCCAGGCCUUCUAUCAGUACGCAAAGACAUUCAACUCCGAUGAUUUUGACUAUGAGGAUCUGAAGAAUUCUGACUAUAUUUUCAUGAGGUGGAAGGAGCAGUUUCUGGUUCCUGACCACACAAUCAAAGACAUCAGCGGUGCAUCCUUUGCUGGAUUCUACUACAUCUGCUUCCAGAAAUCCACAGCAACAAUCGAGGGCUACUACUACCACAGGAGCUCUGAAUGGUACCAGUCUCUAAACCUCACCCACGUUCCCGAGCACAGCGCAGCCAUCUAUGAGUUUCGGUGACAUCAGCCAGCAUCGUGGAUCUUUUUUUUUGUGGAUGGACAGAGACUUAAAGCAAAGCGGAGGUCUGCGGAUGCUACUGAGAAGGAAAAAGUGAACGACUAGGGAUGAGAAUUCGGGCUUUGGAGAAGAGCAAACUCUUAUGUGCUCCCGAUAAGUGGACAGACAGCUGAUUGACCAGUAUAUAGGACAAAUGAAUGUAUGUAUGGACGAGAUGAGCAGAAAGUGCAGUCGAGCUGGAGCUUGUAAAGUUAGAACCAGCAGCAGAGACUGGGUGUGGCUCGCAUAGUGUACCCCUUUAUUCAUUUGUGUUAACUUCUGGUUUUUAAAAACGCUUGGCACAGCAUCUCCAGACACUUUUUAUAAGCAGAGAUGGGAAUUCCCCUUCUUGUCUUGCGACUAGAAACCUUUCCAGCUUUCAUCCAGCCGAUGCAGAGUGAACAAAAUACAAACACAUUUCGCUGUGUCUUGGACAAGGAUUCCUCCAAGGAGUCUACUCUUAUAAACACAGUUUCUAAAGAAGAAAAUUGCCAAGUCUGUGUGGAAGAAAAAGCAAGAGUGAAGUUUGGGUUCAUGAUUGAUUGGAGCUUUAAUCAGCCCAUAAGCUAGAAUGACUGUAUUUUUUUAAAAGCUAAGCUGGUUUGCCUGUCAAGAGGAUAUUUUGUUAUUUUAGUCUAAAUGAUGGACACAGAGUGGCACUUUUAAAGGUUGAAAUGUGAGCGACACAAAACGAGCUUUUACCCUGUGUUCAUACAAAUGCUUUGGAGAUUAUUAUCACAUGUGAUUGCUGUGGAUCUUGUUCCGUUGAGUUACAUUUUGCACAAAGAUGGACUUUAUGUUACUAAUGCUUGCAGUCAGGAUUUAAUGCUCACACACCCUAACACGCCCGCAUCAAGGUGGCGGGUCAAGCUUUUUGACUUGUUUUCAAGGGUCUGACUGUGUGGGAGGUUUAGAGUCAAACCAAUCACAUUAAAGUAUUCAAAAAGAGAGUAUUUUCACCCUGCAUUCUGCAUUAGAGCUUUUUACUCCCUCAUGUCAUUUUAAAUUAAGACACCCCUAACAUCCCUACAUUUAUGUCUCCUCGACUAUGCAACACUUUCAACAUAGCACUCUCCAAACAUAAAACCUUUGGUUUUCAGAGACAGAAUUUUAUUCUAUCCUUAGUAUAUGGGAAGAAAAGAAUCUAUCUUCAGUAAAGGAAAUAUUUUUGUUAAAUUGUCUUUGAAAACACUUCCUAAUCAUGUUCCCUUUCUGUGUGAUGGUGCCAUGUCUCUAAAGCUAAUCAGAGUUGUAUUAUAAGAGAUCAGAAGUGUGUUUGAGAAUAAGCCUGGGUUUGAUUGAUGGUGUGACUGUAAAGAAUGGCAUUUUAAAAAUCAUAUCAAAACAUC
Molecule: messenger RNA, 2242 nt
Organism: Scatophagus argus
Lineage: Eukaryota; Metazoa; Chordata; Actinopteri; Scatophagidae
Product: glucose-induced degradation protein 4 homolog
Exons: 6
Coding region: 201-857 (218 amino acids)
Biological process (GO): proteasome-mediated ubiquitin-dependent protein catabolic process; protein catabolic process in the vacuole; protein targeting to vacuole
Cellular component (GO): GID complex; extrinsic component of membrane
Source: RefSeq, a predicted model, not a curated record